Messenger RNA from Triplophysa rosa, 3325 nucleotides. It is a transcript of the gene prmt2ip, whose product is annotated as linkage group 12 C15orf39 homolog. The record is from RefSeq and is a predicted model, not a curated record. Lineage: Eukaryota; Metazoa; Chordata; Actinopteri; Cypriniformes; Nemacheilidae. The coding region runs from base 274 to 3213 and encodes 979 amino acids. The transcript has 5 exons.
GAAAAUAUGCAGAAAGCUGCUGCUCUCCGUUACUUCGUGUGUGGGACAUGCACGUUCUUUGCUCCUCAGUAAACGAUUUCUUCCGCUCCUAAAGGAUUUGGAUCGUACUUUUGUCAUGGAUACAUGGGGGCGGGAAUGCAGAUAGGAAUUUCAGGGCAUGAGGCAGCACAUGUUUUGCGAAAACCACAGAAAGGAAGGUACUGCUGUGCUGAUUAGAUUUAUAAACCACAGAGCUAUGAUUUAGCUGGGUCAAGCCAGAGCCGGGAGUCCGUGAUGAGCAGCAACCAGGGGCGGAGCUUAAUCAACCCUCUUGUUCAAAGUAAGAUGGAAGGAGCCGUUGGCACUGCGGUCCCUCCGGCGCUCCGGAAAACAGAUAGCCUCCCACACUAUUCCCACGACAAAGCUUUACCGAUCGGUAGGGGCUACUUUUCUUACUCCCUCAGUGGACAAGAUCCUCUAGACUUUAAUGCUCUGUGGGACUCAUCUAAGACCUGUGUAAGAAAUGGAUCAAGCCCAGGGAUUCACCCAUCGGCCACCGAGGGGUCAAUUACAAUACCCGGCAUUUACAGGCCCGAAAAUGUGUCUUUCCCUGUGGAUGGUGGUGGCCGCUCUGCUGAACCGCAAAGGUUGGCCUAUUAUGCCUGCAGUCCUCAACAUCACAGUCCCAGACAUCACAGUCCCAGACAUCACAGUCCCAGACAUCACAGUCCCGCUGCUGGGGUCAUCUCGCCAGUGGCUGUUCCAAAUAGCCGCAUUGUAUCUUCAACAGAUGCAGAGGGCUGUGUCGGAUUGGCUGUUCCAAAACCAGUGUACGGUCAUAGCCCCUGCUGCACAGAGCGUGGAUGCGCUCAUAACUACGGCGUGGAACACGGCGCGCAUAGGAUGUCCCCUCGCAUAUAUGAUGACGAAUGGGCUGCACAUUUUAGUCGCCUGGCGUACUUGCAUAAAAAGGGCCAGGAGGCAUUGGCACAGCAGAGGGCUUUGCAGUUAGAGCGUGGUGCGGAGGGAAUACCUUUAGAGGAUGGAAAGACUGAUGGUUACCAUGGUAUCAGAACAAAUGGUCCUGGGAGAUCGCUUCCUUUAAUGGAACCAAGCCACAGCGGCUAUACAUACAACACCGCACAUCCAUAUAUCGCCACAUCGGAGUACUGUCAGCGUGCCCCAAUCCCCUUACAAAUACACAGAGGUCUCCCCGCUGCUUAUGACCCGAGGACAUUGACGCAUCGUGGCGUCCCUCCUAAGGUAUAUCCGGAUCGUCCUUACGUUCCUAAAUACACACAGAUACCUCCCUGUUCCAGUGUGUACUAUGAGGCGUAUCGAGCCGAUCCCAAUGCUGUUACAGCCGAACUUGCUCAGCAUAAUCACAUGCCUCAGUUUCAUUCACCCCAGCCUGAUCUGUCCAAUUUGUCAACAUCAUGCUCUGUUGUUCCCCCACACCAUCCACUGAUCACAAAAUUCCCAACCUACCAUCCAUACAGAGUGAGAUUAAAUACUAACCAGGCACCCCUGCAUGAGAGGCCUUUAUCCAUACAUCAAUCUGAGCGACCACUUGAUUUCUCCCUACGAAGGGUGCAGACACCUGACUCCCCUCAGGAGCUUUGUAGACAGUCUGGAACUCCUGGGGCUUUCCACCCCACGCUGGCCAACUACAGACGUCCUAACAGCGCAGCUGCUGAGAGACCUUUUGACUAUUCUGAGGUGGCUGGAACCGGCUUCCUUGCAAACGGCUGUAAAGAACUCGCCACUAUUCCAAAAUCUUAUGAAAAUGAACACAGGCAUUGUGGUUCACCCAAUAAAGAUUCGCUACCUAAAAGACACAGAGACGAAAGUGAUAAUGGUACUGAAAUUGACGUACCGGUUAAAAAGCUAAAGAUUGUAGCAACAGAGCAAGCAGAUGAGUCACCCUCCUGCCCACCAAUGCCAGUCAUUAAUAAAGUUUUCAGUUUGGCUCCUUAUAAAAUGUAUUUUGAAGCGACAGGAAUGUUGUCUCCGCAGGAGAAUUCAGAAAGCCCACAGCCUGAGCCAGCACGGCUUAAAAAAGAACCAGAUAUUCAAAGUAGAGAUCAAAAAGCAAAUUCAUGUGAAAAUGAUCUCGGCCCAAAACAAGAAGCGAUGCCAGCUACCAGUAACGGUCAGGCUGAAACGGAAGAGACCAUAAAGAUCAAAAAAGAAAAACUGGAUCCAGAUGAAACGGCUUAUCAGUCGGAAAUGAAAGUGUGCGUCAUUGAGGAGAUGAAUAACACUGUUUCGGUCAAAGAAGAGCAGGGGGAGUUGGAAGAAAGUAUUUCUGGCUCUGUGCCUGAUAACAUUGUGAUAAAGAAUGAUCUGAACAGCGAUCCGCCCUUAGAAGAAAAGUCUGAAUCUUGUAAGACAGAGAAUGCCGUGAAAGAAUCUGAAGUUCCUACAUUGCCCCCUCCAUUAACUAAAUACUCCCUCUAUAAAAUCCCACCUCAUUGCCUUAAAUUGUCCAAUUUUAAGAUAGUCAUCCCCGAAAUCCUAAGAACUCCCACAACCCAACCUGUCGACGUUCCUCAAUCUCCCGUGGAGGUCAAGCCCAUCAUAAGCAGCAGCAAACAAGCCCGUCACCAGUUUAUGGAGCUUCACCAGUCCCUCUGUAGACUUAUACACAGUUUUGUUACUCACACCCGCUGUCAAGAGCUCAAGGACUGGUUAUGCAAACUGGACCUUAAAGAGUCGUCCUCUCAUCCAAGCAAACCCCAGAAAGUGUCUUGCCUCCUAGGAUUGAAAAUAAGGGAAGAGUGGCUGAAAAGUGAGGAGACGGUGAUGGCUCUUCAAAAGGUGGUCUGCCAGCUUCAGAAGUACAUCGAAAGUCGUGAAUGUCCCUUUCCUCAUGUCAUGAGGGCAGGCGCUGUGUUCAUUCCAAUGCUGGUGGUGAAAGAGGUUCUGUUUCCUCAGGUUCAGGGGACUUUCAUAGAUCAGGUCCUCCAAGAGCAUCGGGUGGAGCUCAGGCCUACCACCUUGUCAGAGGAGAGACAGCUGACUCAGCUUCACAAAAAAGCCUUUUCUUCUAAACUCAGGAGGCUCUUGUCUCUUAAACACCUGCCAGAUAUCUAUCCUGAUGUUCUCAACCUUCUUUACCACGUCAACGUCUGCAAGUUCCUUGAUUCCACUGCUACAGAUGGUGUCCAAAAAUUGCCAAGGAGCAAAAACCAGCUUGACAUUCACGAGAGAGAGUACGGACAGCUCAGAUGACUCUACUAGUCGUGUGAACGGCCCAGAUGAAUUCUACCUCAAGUCCUUUACAGCACCCACAUCUGAAACCACAUUUUUAGAGAAUCCAGAAUCCACAAUUUGCCUGACAAAG